Spirometra erinaceieuropaei is the source of this 2143-nucleotide messenger RNA. The record is from the annotation of a GenBank genome assembly. NCBI's taxonomy places the organism in Eukaryota, Metazoa, Platyhelminthes, Cestoda, Diphyllobothriidea, Diphyllobothriidae.
ACAUCGACAAAAAAAACAAGUUUUCCAAGUCUUUGUCCUCUGAAAUCGUCUUCUUGCCUCACUUCGCCUAUGUAAAUUAUUGGGAGAUUGUUUAUUCUGUUUUAACGAUGUUGGGCGCCACGCGUGCCCAGUUGAUCCGAUAGUCGAUUUCGUCCCGAACCCAAGGCUUCGGCGGAAAUUUGGAUCCAUUGACCCGGGCCUUUGCUAUCUAUCGUUAUCCAUCGAGUAACUUGGACAGCGAAGCCUGAGGCAGUCAUCUUUGCUUUAGGAAAUGAAGCUACCAGCCGACUUCUACUGCCAUUUCGCCUGCUUGGAACGCGAUGCACCACAUUCCUGUAAGCGAACUCGCCAGCACUACAGGGUCACCUGAGUGGUGCACAGACCACGGGCUGCUGUAAUACUGGAGUGCUUUGCCAGUUCAUGUCAAAGAAGCCAUCCCAUAACGUAGCCAAAUAGAUUUAGUGAGAGAACACAGCCCUUGCGGACACCUAGGGUCACGUAGAAGAGCCGAUUCCUCACAUGGGCUGUGGUACAUAUUCAGCGGUGGUAGGCUUAGGUUGGGCGAUGUAAGUUCGUCGGCCUCAGCACUCAAUGAUAGGUGACAAGAAAUCCAGAUAAAGUCGAACGUUGAGGCAGAAUCUAAGAAGCAGAUGAGGAUAGGCUGUCUACAGUAGUAGUGGUGAUAACGUAUUCUACGAAUGGAGGAGUGCCGAUCGACGCAUCCACGCGCCAGUCGAAACUCGCACCCAUUUCUUAUCCACGCGUCGUGACACAAUCGAAGACGAUUAUGGAGGAUAGCUGCAAAUACCUACAGCAACGUCAAAGAAGUUGAUGUCCUGGUAGUUUCUGUAGUGGUUCCUCCCUUCUUGACGACUCACCCUCGGACAGCGUCGUCCCAGUCCGCGAAAACUAUCCGUCUCUCAAAUUCGGUCAGCAGUCGUGGGUCUCGAAACACGUCUACCAAACAAGUCAGAGGUACAAAUAACAGCGCUCUUGAAAUUCUCCCGUUUGCAGCUGUGUACGCAGAUUUCAGUAUGUGACUGUGCAUCUUUAAGCUCCAGAAAAAAGCAAGAGGUGUUCUGCACAGGCUUCUCGAAAACUUUACCUAGGCCGUGUAUUUAACUGUUUUUUGGGUAGUUUUUUUAUCUUGGAGCUGUAGCAAGUACUCGGAGGCCCGUCUCGUUCAACAAAGGGCCACCUAAUCCGAUUGAGUUUUUGGGAACAAUGUUUGCUGAUGCUUUCGCUUUGUUUAAUUUUCUCUGCUGUUGUCUUAAACCAAUUUUUCGUAUUGCGGUUGGCAGGCCGCAUGGACUUGUAAAGAAUCACAUCGAUCGGCAGUAUGUAAAUAAUCAUUACGCUCUAGAAGGCGGGACACGCCUUUACAUUUUUUGUCACAGCGCUUUUCUAAUUCUCUUAUUGGCAUACUAGACCUACAACCGCAAGUUGGAGUUGAAAAAACUUAACUUUUCCAUCUUGGCAAACUACCUGGACCUCCUUGAUGUUAUCACUCGGGACCCCAGCUCGCCUAGAAGGACAGAGAAGCUUGAACAUCUCGGUAUAUUGUUCGUCAACAUGCACCACAUCUUAAACGAAUACCGCCCCCACCAAGCUCGCGAUCUGGUGCGGGAGAUGCUACGUUAUCAGGUCUGUUGCGCCGCCUUCAGCUUUUUUUUAGAAAAUUGUAUUUUGACAUUGUUGCCUAGCCAAUGUAAUUCAUUCAGAUGCUCAGCACUUCAGAUCUGCAAACCUCCGUACCCUUUUUCAGGUUGAUAUUGCUCGCGAGACCGUUCGCAGGGGGGAGGAAUAUUUUGCACGAGCUGAUGAGACUCUCCGUUCCGCGGCUCAACAGCUUGUCGUUCCCGGAUCCUCUUCCGUCAACAAGCCGUCAUCGCCGACUUCUCCAUCCUUUGCCGACUUGGGGUCGGAAUUAGCGUCUUUCCUAACCGAUUUGCAAGCGGAUUUAAAACUAUCCGAGACGAAACCUAUGGUACCAAAUGAUUUAAAGGGCCGUUUAUCUCCCGACAUUUCUGCCGAGCAGCAGUCAUGCUUACCGUUGACGACUCCCUCUGACAGAGUGAAUGAUGAUGAGACUCUGGAUCUGGAUCCUAGCAUUUGGUCUUUCUUGAAUGGUGUUACGGAAUAA